Exophiala aquamarina CBS 119918 is the source of this 1107-nucleotide messenger RNA. Its product is annotated as homoisocitrate dehydrogenase, mitochondrial. The transcript has 4 exons. Lineage: Eukaryota; Fungi; Ascomycota; Eurotiomycetes; Chaetothyriales; Herpotrichiellaceae. Gene Ontology annotation, molecular function: isocitrate dehydrogenase (NAD+) activity; magnesium ion binding; NAD binding. The coding region runs from base 1 to 1107 and encodes 368 amino acids. Gene Ontology annotation, cellular component: mitochondrion. Gene Ontology annotation, biological process: isocitrate metabolic process; tricarboxylic acid cycle. The record is from RefSeq and is a predicted model, not a curated record.
AUGGCUGCAAGCAGGACGUUGAGAAUAGGAUUGAUACCCGGUGACGGGAUCGGGCGAGAGGUGAUUCCGGCAGGAAAACGGAUCCUCGAGUCACUCCCGUCGUCACUGGGGCUGAAGUUCAGCUUCGUCGACCUCGACGCCGGCUACGACACGUUCAAGCAGACAGGGACGGCGCUGCCGGACAAGACGGUCGAGACGCUGCGGAAGGAAUGUGACGGAGCGCUGUUCGGGGCUGUGAGCUCCCCAACGACGAAAGUCGCGGGCUACACGUCGCCGAUCGUGGCGCUGCGUAAGAAACUGAGCCUGUACGCGAACGUGCGGCCGUGUAAGACGACGCUGUCGCCGGCGUUCGCGUCGCCGACGCCGCAGCCGAUCGACCUGGUGAUCGUGCGCGAGAACACGGAGGACCUGUACGUGAAGGAGGAGAAGACGUACGCGGACCCGGCCGACCCGAGCGGCAAGGCGCAGAUCGCCGAAGCCAUCAAGCGCAUCUCGAGCAAGGCGAGCUGGCGCAUCGCCAACAUCGCGGGCGAGAUCGCCGCGCGGCGCGCCUCCAUGCGCUCCGCCGAGGAGAAGAGCCACAAAAAGGCCCUGGUCACCAUCACGCACAAGAGCAACGUGCUGUCGCAGACGGACGGCCUGUUCCGCGCGACCGCGCGCGAGGCGCUCUCCCAGGCCAAAUUCGGCAAUGCCUUCGGUGUCGAAGAGCAGAUCGUCGACAGCAUGGUGUACAAGCUGUUCCUGCAGCCGCAGUACUACGACGUGAUCGUCGCGCCGAACCUGUACGGCGACUUGCUGAGCGACGGCGCCGCCGCGCUGGUAGGGUCGCUGGGCUUGGUCCCGAGCGCGAACGUCGGCGACGGCAUCGUCAUCGGCGAGCCGUGCCACGGCUCCGCGCCGGACAUUGAGGGCAAGGGCAUUGCGAACCCGAUCGCGACGAUCCGGAGCGUCGGCGUCAUGUUGGAGUUUCUGGAUCUGCCCGAGGCUGCGAACGCCGUCUACAAGGCUGUCGAUGGGAAUCUCGGGGAAGGGAAGUUCGUGUCCCCGGACUUGGGCGGCAAGGCCACCACGGAGCAGGUCCUGGAGGAUAUUAUCAAGCGAUUAUAG